CACAAAUAGAGGAGGAGUAUUGCAUGCAGUUCAGCACAAUAAGAACUUUCUGGAGAUGGUCUUUGUGUUACUUCAUGGUUGCUGGUUUAUGGAGCAUAUUGCCACUAAAAUUUAUCCCAUUUAUGCAUGGAACAAAGCACAAAGGAGCUGCAACCACUCAUGGCAAGUCCAGUCGCUGAAAAAACAGAGCAAAAGAAACAGCAGUCCCUAGAGAAACAUGAGCAGCAACGAUCCGAGACACCACCUUUACAUCAGAAGGUUAAAGCAAAACUAAUCCAAUGGGUCUCUUACAUUGCUGGAGACAUGGCUGUGUUUGGUGAAUGGAUGAAAGGGAAGUUUAUCUUGCUGCAGAUUUUGGACUGGGUGCUGCGUGGGGCAGCUCAGGUGAUGUUUGUGAAUAACCCUCUCAGUGGACUGAUCAUCUUUGCUGGACUGAUCCUCCAGAACAGAUGGUGGGCACUAAAUGGUUUUGUUGGCACAUUGUUUGCUACAAUCUCUGCCCUCAUCCUCUGUCAAAACAGAGGUGCAAUCGCAGCUGGCCUAUAUGGGUAUAAUGGAAUCUUGGUUGGUCUUCUGAUGGCAGUUUUCUCCAAUGCAGGAGAUUGGUAUUGGUGGCUUCUUCUUCCCAACAUAUUUAUGUCAAUGGCAUGCCCCAUAGUGUCCAGUGCCUUGGCUUCCAUCAAUAGUCGGUGGGACCUGCCUGUUUUCACUCUGCCGUUUAACAUCCUAGUGUGCCUACAUAUGGUGGCUACAGGCCAUUACAAUCACCACUUCCCACAGGUUCUCAUCCAGCCACGCACAUCCUUGCCUAAUAUCACCUGGUCUGAGCUGGAUUACGUUAAGCUCUUCCGCUCUAUCCCUGUGGGUAUUGGACAGGUAUAUGGAUGUGAUUAUCCUUGGACUGGAGGGAUAUUCAUGAUUGCCUUGUUUAUCUCCUCACCCUUAACAUGUGUACAUGCAACUAUUGGAUCAGCAGUUGGUAUGGUCUCCGGGCUUGCUCUUGCUGCACCAUUUGAGAACAUUUACUUUGGUCUGUGGGGUUAUAACUGCGUUUUGGCUUGCAUUGCAAUUGGUGGGAUGUUCUAUGCUCUCUCAUGGCAGACACACCUUCUGGCUGUGGCCUGCGCAUUCUUCUGUGCAUACCUUGGCUCGGCAAUUGGAAAUGUGAUGUCUAAUUUCGGACUCCCGGCAUGCACCUGGCCCUUCUGUCUUUCUGCCCUCACUUUUCUUUUGAUCACUAUGGAGACAAAAAACAUUCAUAAACUGCCUCUUGCUAAAGUGACCUACCCUGAAAAAAACCUGAUUUACUUCAGGAAGAUGAAGGAAGAGGAGAGGGCUCAAGCGUUAAAGAAACAACAAGAGGAGAUGCAACUGAUAGACACAAAAUCACAGCUGAUAACAGAAGAGAAAAUAAAGUUUACAAUGGAGAAGAAAGAGCAGGAGCAUCAGGAGUAUUGCACUGUAGUGGUACAGCAAGAGAAAGACACCAGCAAAAACAUACUAGAGAUAGAGGAAACUCAGUGGCAAUUAAACUAAAUGUAACUUGUCUAAAUUUCUCAAAACUAAAACUUCCCUUAUUUAGUUCCCUAUUGCUUCAUAAACAAAAUUAAUGUAAAUUAAAAGGGUCAAGGCAUAAGGUAUAAAAUGUUCCAUGAUAUUUUGAUAUUUAAGAGGUCAUUGUACAAUAAAAACAUACAGUAAGUUUCAGAACUCAAAACAUCCUCCUCACUGCAAAAAGAGCAUUUGUUGAAAAAAUAUAUAUAUAUAAACAUUCCUCUGAAUACACUCUUAUAUUCAGAACUCACAACUUCACUAACAAGACUUGAUUUAGUAAAAAAUCUCAAAUUAAAUGUUCAAAAUAUACAGACAGAAAUGUGGCCAUGUUCCACUCUUAAGUGGGAGAACUUCCAGAAGAUUUAGCCUAUCUUGGAAAGUGCCCAAAUUUUUUUGUUUCCAGUCAUGACAUUGUAACUUGUAAUAAUGUUUCCCCGUCUGUCACUCACUCGACGUCGUGUCGAAUGAAGCAACACUAGGUGAUAGUGCUGCACGAUAAAUCAUAUCGCAAUCGCAAUAUCAGCCUGUGUGAUUAUAUGACGGCAAAAUGCUGCGAUUAUAUUAAAUAAAUAAGUGCAUGUGUGGACGUGACAGCCCAUUCUCUCUGAGAGCUGUUUGCCCAUUUUCUACACCACUAAUAAAGAUGACCAGUCACUAUCAGUUUAGGGAGUGGCACGUGUGGUCAUGACGUGUGAGUUUCCGGUGUGCAGAAAUCAGGUGAAAAUGGACGCCAAGCAGACCGACACUGAACUGGUGGCCAGAAAAAAUAACAGAUCAUAGCUUGGCGAUAUAUCUUUAUUUCAUCCUUGAUUAAAGUUCAUAUAAUAUGGAAGCAUACCAUGUAAAUAAACACAAACUCCAAAACUGUCAUUCUCGGUGCGGUAAGAGCCGCUUCAACCAGUCGCGGAAGACACAAUCUGAGUGGGAGUUGAGACCGGGAGAGAUAUAAAGUUCCGCCGGGUGAUGCGCACUCUAACACUGAGACCCUCGUCUCUCACCCCAGCUGUCUGCAGCUUGCAACGUGGAGCAUCAUUGAUGAGAUCAUCAUGAUAAGAUCAAUCUUAUGUGAAAAAUAACACCAAAAUAACAACAAUAAAAUGUGUGUGUGUGUGUGUGUGUGUGUGUAUAUAUGUAU
Molecule: messenger RNA, 2689 nt
Organism: Xyrauchen texanus (razorback sucker)
Lineage: Eukaryota; Metazoa; Chordata; Actinopteri; Cypriniformes; Catostomidae
Gene: slc14a2
Product: solute carrier family 14 member 2
Exons: 9
Coding region: 127-1536 (469 amino acids)
Biological process (GO): urea transmembrane transport
Cellular component (GO): membrane
Molecular function (GO): urea transmembrane transporter activity
Source: RefSeq, a predicted model, not a curated record